ACAACAAUCAAGUCAUAUCAGUCUCAGUCUCACUGCAGUGAACAACUGAACUCAACUGUGAUAAAGUGUUGUGAUGUUAACUGUUUUGUGACUCAUUGAUAACUGUCAAUAAUAUGUCAUCUCUUGACGAAAAGGCUGUUGCCAAGUUUAAAGAAUAUUUGAAAAUUCCAUCAGUGCAACCAAACUGUGACUACAAUGAUUGUGUUAAGUUUUUAAAGAGCUACGCGGAGGAGUUGGGAUUGAUCUUUACGCUGGAGUGGUUGGCUGCAGACAAACCAGUGGUGAUAGCCAGCUGGAUAGGUAGUGAGGUAAAGUCCCCUUCUAUACUACUGAGUUCUCACAUGGACGUAGUGCCAGUGUUUGUUGACAAAUGGACCUACGAGCCUUUCGCAGCGGAAGAGGACGAUGCAGGUAACAUCUACGCUCGAGGAUCCCAAGACAUGAAGUGUGUAGGUAUACAAUACCUGGAGGCUAUACGUAGACUUAUUCUGCAAGGAUACCAACCCAAGAGAACCGUCCACAUCUGCUUCACCCCAGACGAAGAAAUUGGAUCUCAGGGUAUGAAACUUUUUGUACAAACUGAUGCUUUCAAAAAGCUUAACAUCGGGUGCGAACUGGACGAAGGAGUUGCUAGUCCAAACGAGGAGUAUAACCUAUACUAUGGAGAGAGGACGUGUUAUAAACUCGUUGUAAUCUGCUCCGGAACUCCCGGUCACGGAUCUCUCCUCCAUGAUAACACGGCUGGUGAAAAGAUUUCAAUUGUUAUCAACAAAUUCAUGGAGAAACGAUCUGAGGAAAAGCAAAAGCUUAAAGAUAAUCCAAAUCUAACGCUAGGAGACGUAACCACCAUAAAUAUGACCAUGCUAGAAGGUGGGGUUCAAACUAAUGUGGUCCCGCCAGAGUUGAGGGCAGUGUUCGAUUGUAGAGUCAGUCUAAACUAUGAUCACGAUGAGUUUGAAAAGUGGAUUGACGAAGUGUGUAAACAAGCCGGCGAAGGAGUCAGAGUUGAAAUACAAGACAAGAAGAAAAGAAUAGAACCGACGAGGCUCUCCGAUAAAAACCCUUGGUGGGUUGCGUUGAAAUCUCAAUUUGACCAAAUGGGCGUAAAGGUGAACACUCAAAUAUUUCCUGCUGCUACUGACGCUAGAUACAUCAGGGGUCUUGGAAUUCCUGCCUUUGGUUUUUCGCCGAUGAAUAACACACCAGUGCUCCUACACGACCACGAUGAAUUUUUGAACAGAAAAGUAUUCCUGAAUGGUAUUCAAAUAUACGUGAAAUUAAUAUCUGCUUUGGCUGAUGUGUAAUAAGUAUUAUUGACUCUGUACAUGUUCUUAAUGAUAUGUUUAGAUAUAAAAGUGUAAUGAAAGCAACUGCAUUGGGUAUUUAAUUAUUUAGCACCCAAAGAAGAUAAUUUAAUAUUGUUACAAACUAAAAAUUCUAAGAAUCGCAAAUUAUAAAAAUGCAACAAUUUUAGCAAA
Messenger RNA from Macrosteles quadrilineatus (aster leafhopper), 1478 nucleotides. Its product is annotated as aminoacylase-1-like. Gene Ontology annotation, cellular component: cytoplasm. Gene Ontology annotation, biological process: amino acid metabolic process. The record is from RefSeq and is a predicted model, not a curated record. The transcript has a single exon. NCBI's taxonomy places the organism in Eukaryota, Metazoa, Arthropoda, Insecta, Hemiptera, Cicadellidae. Gene Ontology annotation, molecular function: aminoacylase activity. Bases 114 to 1304 code for a protein of 396 amino acids.